Penicillium riverlandense is the source of this 1341-nucleotide messenger RNA. RefSeq lists its product as uncharacterized. Bases 1 to 1341 code for a protein of 446 amino acids. The transcript has 3 exons. The record is from RefSeq and is a predicted model, not a curated record. NCBI's taxonomy places the organism in Eukaryota, Fungi, Ascomycota, Eurotiomycetes, Eurotiales, Aspergillaceae.
AUGGGUCAGCCUCCGCAACCCACUGUAGAAGAAGCUCGCAGCUCUUCAGAGUCCCUGAAGAGCCCGCGGACGGCUCGCUUUGCCGAAGCCACCGCCGUUCAUUCUCCUGUGGACGAGAACUCCAGACGCUCUCCCUUCACCGACCCUCAACCCCAAGGCAAUGUGGGAGACGUCGGGUUCGGCUACGUGGCUACCAAUGACCCUGCCCAGCAUGCGAACGAUUCGCGGCCCCCGGCGUCGCCGCUGAAGAGUGCGCUGAGAGUACCCGGAACAGCCCGCACUCUGGACAUAAGGAGCCCAACCUUCCGUGAGGAGUACAUGCUGGAGAAGCAGGAGAAGGUCACGGAGAAGGCGAAUGAGAAGGAUCUGAAAAUCAAACUCCGAGUACGGAUCGCCAAGAUCUUCCUGCGCUUCGUCAACUUCGGCUGCAGUCUUAUCGUGCUGUCCCUGCUGGCAGUCACCCUGUCCAUCUUCAACGCAACCAAGACAAUAGAAGCGAGAAACAGUCUCCCCGCCUGGGCGGAGGGCACGAACCCGUGGGCACAGUACAUGCUCCUGGGCAUGGCAUGUUUAUCGCUGACAGCCGUCUACUACACGACCUUCACCGUCUGCUUCUUCGUUUUCAGUCUGAUCAUGUGGAUUGUCGGCGCAGCGGUCUACGCUCACUCCAAAACGACAACCAACGGCCAGGAUAUGUGGUCGUGGUCCUGUGCGCACAACAACCGCGAACAGGACUUCUCCAACGUCGUCGACUACGCUUUGCUCUGCCGUCUGCAGGACUGGGGUCUCUUGUGCGCCAUCAUUGAAAUUGUCAUCGAAGUUCUGGUAAUCCUGAUCUACGCCGUCGUCGCCUACCGCGUGUGGAGCAAGCGCAAGCUCAUGAAGACCAUGGACCAGCGCGACAGAGCCCGCUCGGAUCUGUAUCUCGCCCAGCUGCGUCUGCAGUCCGCCCCAAAUACACCGGGCUUCCCGGGCUUCUCGCCGUACCCGCCCAAGUCCCCAUUUAUCUACUCCGCGCAACUGGACCCGUACUCCGUCGCCGAGAAGGGUGAGUACCACAACCCGGCGACCCAGUACGCCUCGCCGCGCUCGCCGACUCGCCCAGCGCCGACCUUCCAGCUGCAGGCCCCGCCAAUCAAGGUCCAAGGAGCGUCGCCCCAGAUGGGACAGGGAGAGUUCGCGCCUUCGAACCAGUCUCGAACGCCGUCUCCGCCAUCCUCCCAGCACUCUUCCCAGCACUCUGGUCCUGUCUCGCAACCUUCUGUUUCUCAUCACUCUGCUGCUGCUGGCCCCAAUGAGCCAAGCUACGGCUCCGUGCCUAUCCCAGGCGCUUAUAGCUAG